UAGCUUCAAUAGUUCAGAUCCAUCCAGCAUUACAUCAUAUAUCAGAAAGAUUCCACCAACUCCUAAAGUGUUAAAAGCUGAUAACUCUUUUGAAACAAUGGAUAUAGCAAAGCACGUAUUUCAAAUGAAUGUUGAGCUAGCAGGAACUAGACAAAAAUCAUCAGAUGCAAAGAGUAAUUUAGACUUCAACAAAAAAGAUGACAACCCUUUAUCUUUCCAAAGAAUUAUCCCACAGGAAAAAACAUACACAUUUAUUAAGUUUUCAAAAGAUAUGAAAGAAGUAGAAAGUUUUCCUGCACAGGAGAAACAUUUUAAAUGUACAGAAUGUGUAAAGAGCUUUACAUUAAAGUCAUCUCUACUACAACACCAAAAAAUUCAUACAGGGGAGAAUCUACACUCAUGUGCAGAGUGUGGGAGAUGUUUUAUACACAAGAGUGCCCUCAGAAUGCAUGUAAAGACCCACACAGGGGAGAAACCAUUCACAUGUACAGAGUGUGGGAAAGGUUUUUCUGAAAAGUCAUUUCUCAAGAAGCAUCAUAAGAUUCAUACUGGGGAAAAGGAACACACAUGUACAGAGUGUGGGAAAUGUUUUGCUGCCAAAUGUACUCUAACAUAUCAUGAACGGACCCACACAGGGGAAAAACCAUUCAAAUGCACAGAGUGUGGAGAAUGUUUUUUAAACACAUACAGUCUUGUAAUCCACAACAGAAUUCAUACAGGAGAAAAACCCUUCAUAUGUUCAGAAUGUGGCAAAAUGUUUUCAGACAAGUCAAGUUUCCGAAGACACCAACGUAUUCACACAGGGGAAAAACCCCACACGUGUGCUGAGUGUGGGAAAGGUUUCAUAGCAAAGGCAGAGCUUGCAAUUCAUGAAAUGAGUCAUACAGGAGAGAAACCUUUUAAAUGCACUAUAUGUAGUAAAGGUUUUGUACGCAAGAUAGAUCUUGUUAGACAUCUAAAUGUUCAUACAAAAGAGAAGCUAUAUAUGUGCAUAGAAUGUGGGAAACGUUUUACACACAAGAAUACUCUCAUAAAACACGAAAAAAUCCACACAGGGGAGAAACAAUUCAGUUGUACAGAAUGUGGAAAAGGUUUCUUAGAAAAUGCCAGUUUCUUAAAGCAUAUAAUGAUUCACACAGGGGAAAAGCCUUUCAGCUGUACAGAGUGUGGAAAAUCUUUUACACAAAAGAGUAAUCUGACAACUCAUGAAAAGAUUCACAAAGGGGAAAAACGUUUCACAUGCACAGAGUGUGGAAAAAGUUUUACACAAAAGAUUCAUCUAUUAAAACAUGAAAGGGCUCAUACUGGAAUUAACAGUUCAUAUGCAUAGAUUAUGCAAGAAUUUUGCAUGCAAAUUGUCUACCAUAAAACACCAGUGAUUUU
Bombina bombina (fire-bellied toad) is the source of this 1383-nucleotide messenger RNA. Its product is annotated as gastrula zinc finger protein XlCGF26.1-like. NCBI's taxonomy places the organism in Eukaryota, Metazoa, Chordata, Amphibia, Anura, Bombinatoridae. The record is from RefSeq and is a predicted model, not a curated record. The transcript has a single exon. Bases 98 to 1330 code for a protein of 410 amino acids.